Messenger RNA from Triticum turgidum subsp. durum (durum wheat), 414 nucleotides. The record is from the annotation of a GenBank genome assembly. NCBI's taxonomy places the organism in Eukaryota, Viridiplantae, Streptophyta, Magnoliopsida, Poales, Poaceae.
AUGGAUGUUGACUACAACCCAACAGGAUGGGAAUUUGUUACAAGCCACUUUUGCAGAUCCAGAUUCACACGUGGAUCUUCAAUUAUAAUGAUGAUCAUAGCAGGGAGAUAUACCAUACUAAGAGGAUGCAAAGUCUGGACACCCCUGAUGGGCAUAAUGUUGUUAGUUCAACCAAUAAGCACUGAUGUAGAAAUAUCAAGUUCGGAAGAGCACGAAACAAUAAAACAGUUGAUUAAGGCUUCACUUGGUAAUGACAACUCCAUGUGGUCAAAGCUUGACUUAUGCCUCCGUGGGCUGGAGCUGGAGGCUGCGCUGCUCUAUGUGCAGACCAGUUUGAAGGAUGUCCGCUUGCUUUCCAGUAUAUCCCAAGCCUUUGCUGUGGCUACUAAAACCACCACUCGCAAGGACAAGUGA